Messenger RNA from Nelumbo nucifera (sacred lotus), 3801 nucleotides. Lineage: Eukaryota; Viridiplantae; Streptophyta; Magnoliopsida; Proteales; Nelumbonaceae. The record is from RefSeq and is a predicted model, not a curated record.
UUUGCUUCUUGAAUUACUCCAGCUUUGAAUUGAAUAAGAAGAGGAUUGUUAUAAGAGGAUUCCUUUAUUUUCUGCACAGGAUUUAAACGGGAAAUGGGAAAUUGGAAGUGGACAGAAAUAAUCGUUCAAAGAAAACGGCUGUCCCUUGACCCUUGUCCCAACAAGAUCAAAUGAAAAACAUAGCAGUGGUUGACGUGAAUCUAAAUGAAAGCGUAACUUUGAUGUCGUCUUCUCCCAUUCUCUGGAGAUCCUUGUCCCAGUCACACAUCCAACGAUUCAUUCCCAAGACAUGGAGAUUAGAUAUCCACAAGAAUCAUCAAAUGGCAUGCUAUGUAAUCAACGAAUCUGUCACGGACUCCUCUGGAUCUUGUAUGGAAGGUUACUCAUCAAGGGAGGGAUCUUUGAUAGAUUCUCUUCAGUCAUCUCUCAAAACCUUUACAAGCCAAGGCCACCUUUCUAGGGCCUUCAAGACCUUCUCUCUUCUGCAGCUCCAUGCUGCUUCUUCUCGUGACAUUAUCAUAGAACCCCUCUCUUCUCUUCUCUUGUGCUGCACCAGCCUUAAAUCACUCCAAGAGGGAAAACAACUACAUGCCCAUAUCAUUUCCUUGGGUCUUGAACAACACCUUCUUCUGGUUCCCAAGCUUGUCACCUUCUACUCGAGUUUUGAUUACCUCAUUGAGGCUCAUGCGAUAACUGAGAAUUCUAAUAUUUUGCAUGCUUUGCCAUGGAAUCUAUUGAUUGCUGCCUAUGUUAGAAAUGGGCUUUCUAAGGAGGCUCUUUUGGCCUAUAAACAAAUGUUGUGCAAGGGUAUCAGGGCUGAUAAUUUUACCUAUCCAUCUAUUCUCAAGGCUUGUGCUGAGGAAUCUGAUUUGGGUUUUGGGAGGGAGAUACAUAGGUCGAUUGAUGAUAGCGGCCUUGAAUGGAGCUUGUUUGUACAGAAUGCAUUGAUUUCCAUGUAUGCAAAAUGCGGAGAGAUUGGUGUUGCACGUGCAUUGUUUGAUAAAAUGCCAGAAAAGGAUGUUGUUUCUUGGAAUACGAUAAUCUUUGGGUACGCUUCUAAACGUAUGUGGCAAGAAGCUUUUGAUUUGUUUGAAAGGAUGCAGAUAGAAUGUUCUGAAGUGAAUAUUGUUACUUGCAAUACCAUAGCUGGAGGGCGUCUGCAGAUUCACGACUAUAAGGGAGCUCUUGAUUUGAUUUCACAAAUGAGAAGUCGUUGUGCUUGCUUAGAUUCUGUUACAGUAGUCAUUGGUUUGGGUGCAUGUUCUCGAGGUGGGUUCUUAACAAUUGGGAGAGAGAUUCAUGGGUUUGCUGUUCGUAGUUGUAAUGAUAGGGUGGAAACUGUUAGAAAUGCAUUGAUUACCAUGUAUUCAAGGUGUAAGGACCUGAAACAUGCAUACAUAUUGUUUCAACUGAUAGAAUUUAAGAGUUUAAUCACUUGGAAUUCCAUGAUUUCAGGUUUCACUUCCUCAGAUCGAUCUGAGGAAGCUGCCUUCAUAUUUAGAGAACUGUUAUCAACUGGAGUUGAACCAAAUUAUGUGACGAUUGCCUGCAUUCUUCCACUCUGUGCUCGAGUAGCAAAUUUGCAACAUGGUAAGGAGCUUCAUUGUUAUAUAACUAAGCGUGGAGGGUUUGAGGACUAUUUGCUAGUAUGGAAUUCUCUUGUUGACAUGUACUCAAAAUCUGGGAAAAUCUUGGAAGCUCAAAGAGUAUUUAAUUUAAUGAAUAAAAGGGACGAAGUCACCUAUACUUCUUUGAUUGCUGGAUAUGGAAUUCAGGGGGAGGGACAAGUUGCAUUAAAGCUUUUUGAGGAGAUGGAUAAGCUUAUGAUCAAACCGGAUCAUAUUACAAUGAUUGCAAUCUUAUCAGCCUGUAGUCAUUCAGGUCUUGUUUCUGAAGGCCAAAUGCUCUUUGAGAAAAUGACAAGCUUGUAUGGAAUACAUCCUCGAUUUGAACACUUUGCCUGCAUGGUUGAUCUUUUUGGGAGGGCUGGUUUGCUGAGAAAGGCAGAGGAGGUCAUCAAAAUGAUGCCUUUUAGGCCAAGCCCCGCCAUGUGGGCAACACUUAUAGGGGCAUGUCGCAUCCAUGGGAAUGUGGAGGUUGGGGAAUGGGCAGCUGAGAAAUUGUUGGAGAUGAAACCUGAGAACUCUGGAUACUACGUCUUGAUUGCUAACAUGUAUGCAGCUGCAGGGUGUUGGAGCAAGCUUGCAAAGGUGCGGACAUUUAUGAGGGACUUGGGUGUUAGGAAGGCUCCUGGUUGUGCUUGGAUUAAUGUAGGCAGUGGGUUUUAUCCAUUUGUGGUUGGAGAUAGAUCAAGCCCCCAUGCACAAGACAUUUAUUUAUUAUUGGAGGGAUUGACUAAGCUUAUGCAGGAGGUUGGUUACGUUCCAUGUGAUGAAUUGGGAUUAAAUGCUGAUGACUUUGAGGAAUAGAAUGGAUAUUUCAGAUUCUUGCUCCAUCAGAAAGCCUCACAACCUGGUCCUUGGGAGCCGAAUUAGAAUCUGUUAACUCAAGCUAAAGCAUCUAGCAGAGAGAUGUAGCACAAAAUAUAUAUUUUGUUGAAGUCAUCCAGCUAUGCUACAACCAUUGGGUGAUGCAUUGGGACCUAAAGCUUGAGAAUUUCUUGUUUUCAGAUAGCACUAAAAUUUCAUUGAUGAGGGAUUAUCCUUACAUUUUGUUGUGUGGAGUUCCACCUUUCUGGGCAGUACAGAAACAGAAGGAACUGCACAGGAAAUUGUCCAAUUAGCAGUUAUUGGACUUUUGGCAGCAAUAAUAAUACUGGUAUUCAGACCAGGAUGAUCUCCAUAAGAAUUAUAGUAGAGAAGAUGAUGUUGCUUCAUUGCAAAAUACAGAAGAGGUGAUGUUGAAACAAGGCUGGGGACUAGUGGAGUGGAAGUCAGAAGUUGGAGCCAGUGAGCUCUUAAAAACAUCACCGGGUUUUAUGGAGCACAUCAUGCCACUUGUAUAUUUUGUGACGACUUGGGAAAGAUAAGGGAGGCUGUGAAAACAUCUUAAAAACUUAUCCGUGGCAGUAGUUUAUGGUUAUUGGAGUUGGAAUGGAGGGUUUUCCCUUUAAAGCUUUUGUUCACCACAGUUUAAGGUUGGGAUCAUUCUGCUAAUUUUUGUUUUACAGGAGUUUGCUUUGGGUUCAAUGAAGUGGUCAGAGCAAGAAUCCUGGGCUGCCAGUCUAGUGGAAGAAGUGCAGAGGCCGCAGGAACAUCUAUGGAGAGCCUAUUGAAUAGAGCAAAAAGCAUCGGUUUAGGGUUUUCUUGUGAGGAGUUAAGUACCCAGAUGGCAACGGCUGUUCGAAAGCUGAAUGAGGGGAAGGAGAGACUGAGUGCAGAUUGCUACUAUCAGGGGUGUACCCAAGGCUCAGAUGUUGCCAGCUCGGAAGGUGGUCAAACAACCCACCCUGAAACUUGCUACUUUGAAGCCGAGGGAGGAGCACACUCCAAAACCGAAACACAAACCGGCAGAGGUUGGGAUCAAGUAGACAAAACAAUUCCCCUUUGGAAGGAGACCCAUUGCUUUUCUUGAGUCAGGUGUGCGGCCUCUUGAAAUUUAGUUUAUUCAGCAUUGCAACAUGCAUGUGUUGUCCCUUUUGGCUUUCAGAUCAGGCAAAUAAUGGGAUUCUCAGAGUGUGGAAGCUUGGAAUUUGAUGAUAUGCAUAAUUUUUUCUUGUAUUAUCGCUAAUUAUGAUAGAAAGAUUGCACAACCUUUUACUCUUUGGUUGGAUAAUCUUAUUCAAGAUGAAGUUAUCUGUUUAAAAGAGAACAAAGUGUCAUUUUUAAUUGUUUUAGCAAA